Messenger RNA from Porites evermanni, 9680 nucleotides. Lineage: Eukaryota; Metazoa; Cnidaria; Anthozoa; Scleractinia; Poritidae. The record is from the annotation of a GenBank genome assembly.
AGUGAAUACGUAAAGACCGGUCAUCACUACAACUGAGCCAGCGGCCGUGUAAGGAUCCUUGCCGAGAUGUCUGUUUGGAUAACACCACCACUCUUGGAAAACCCAAGCGGACCCCUGAAUAUAAGUCAGGAGGUCUUGAGAAGUGUUUUAUACGGCAAAUGGUGCAACGUUUUUGGAGGCCAAAAGGAACUCACGUUUAAACCCGGUGUUUUGGAGAAAGUGGACUACAAUUCCGAUGAAGGUAAAAAAAUCUCACGUUUCUAUCUUCAUUACAUUAAGAGUAUAAAUUAUUACAUCGUAGAACCUGAAUGAAAUAGAAAAUACAGCGCGAUUAAAGACCCUGUUGCGUGCUUCGGCACCUCUAGAGUUUUGAGCAAUGAGAAAUUAUGUAAUUACUUCUCUUUAAACUAGUGUUUAGUUACGGGCAUUUAAUACUGCUUUCUCAUUUUCCCUGUUUCCACGCGUAGCGAAACACACUGUCAAGGGCUCGUAAAUUUCGCAUUACAUAUUCUUUUGGAAUUUAACUAAGGAAUGCCAUUAAUUUUUAACGACUUAGGGAAGUUUAUAGUCUCUAGUUUAUUUUAAUGAGAACUCUGGUUUUAUUAAACACGCACCUUUUUACUUUUUUGUAUUCAGAGUGUAGAUGCUAACCUUACACCUUUCGCCGUACAGCUUUGAUAACUUAAAAAUAUACUAAGGCAGGCAAGGAGAAAGAAAACGAACACAGUGUGUAAAUUUGCAAAAUCGCGUGAGAUUAUCCUCGCUUUCAUAUAUUUUUACGCAGCCUUAGAAAAUGUCGCUCCGGGCUGAUUCGAAAUGUUUUUUUUUUACUUAUGAAACUAAACAAAAGCACAACACAGUUCAUUGAAUAUGAGUUAAAGUUGUAGACACGCCCUUCUGCACGUGUCAUCACAAUUCCUAUAACGCGCGAACGAAUGUGAACGACCGUACGUGUUUUACUCAAUGUCUUACGAACGUUUUGUACUGUUUCCGGCUGUCUGGUGGAAUGGUCAUUAGUGUGUGAUCUACCAGCAAACAACUUUUCAAACAUGAAGGCGAAAAUGCUUCCUUAUUUCAAUUGUAAUUUCGGAACGAUAAUAAGGUUUAAAUACCCAAUUUGCUUUGGGCAGGUGGACCUACUCCGAAUGAAUAUGCAUGUCAACUCGGAAAUUUAACUAAAAACACUUAAUUCUACCGGGUUUUGUAAACUGGCAGUGUUUCUUGGACUUUUAGGCUCUUUGAGCAAAGUUCAUGCCUUAUCGCUGGAUGUUUUUGCGAUUGCAAAUCGCAACAGGGUGAGAUAAUUCCAAUGUUUUCUUUUUGCUCGGCAAGUGAUUCCUAAGUUAUCGAAAAAGGUGACCUACAUUGAAAUUCUCGAGUGUUGAGGUGACAUUGCACAUCAAAGGAAAUAGAGAGGAAAAAGAAAUAUGUUUGAUCUUGUGUAAUUUCGAAUUUGAUUUUCGAGAGAAAUUAGCAUGUUUGGACAUUUUUUAUCGUGUAAUUAAUGUCUGCUAGCUGGCAUUAAACAAAGAUUAGCAUAUCAAAGCACAGUAACAUGAUGUAGUAACAAUGACCAGAAAACAGUCAAACUCAAAGCAAUGAAUGUAGUUAGACAAACGCGCUUCCUACGACAACUUGCCAGGCUCUGCCCCCAACCACGUGACUGCGAGUCAAAGAAGACCUCGCCUCUAUCGCAACAUUGCAUCUACUUGGAGAAAGUAAAACCAAACAAAACAAAACCAGCCAUUGAAAGAAAGUCGAUGAAGCUGCUUGUUUUUAUAAAACAAGCUUCCGUGCUCACUUAAUUCAAAUACGUGUGCCGUAUUGUUCAACCUUCUUUACUUUCGCAUUGUUUAUGAAAUUUUACCAAUACCCAAAUAAAAACCUAUUAUGAGAGAAGUGUUCAGUAAUGAAAAAUCGCGAACCAUAUCCUUCCUCUGCAUAUCUUAACUUCCGCAAUCAUCUCCAAAUUUACUUCUUUGGUUUGUGUUUCACACUGUGUUCUCCAUCAAAGGCGAUUGUUUGUCUCUGAUAAGAGCCCAAAGCAUAACAAUUCGUUAGAGAUUAAUGCGUCGCGUAAACCAUCCCUUUCUACCUGCUUAUCACAGUGUAUUUAGCACGUUCCUUGGGUUUACUUUAAUUCAAGAUCAUAAAGAUUAUUAUUAGAAAAUCCUCGAAGCAGGUGGCUUCGCAUAAAUAACCUCACUAAAAAUCUAAAUCAUUACUAGUGAAGGAUAAAAGAAAACUAUUUUAUCUUUCUUUUUUUAAACCGCGCAUCACGCUUUCUCUUUCUUUUUCCCGUUUCGGUACUAUCUUAACUAAUUUAACAAUCUUCUAGUUCGGAUUUCUUUCUAGCGGCGAAAUGAAAUAAAACGUUAUGAAUAAUUGAUUGUACACGACUUCUGUUUACUGCAAUUGAAAACUACAUUACAGAAUAGCGUUUCGUUUUACGACCGUUGCAAAAAAGAGAGUUUCUUAUUUUUGCUAUACGUUUAUUCCGAAUUUUAACAAGUUCUUUCAAUAUGUAAAAUCUUUACUCCUUUUUCUGUUCCUGUUUUCAACAUCCGCUGACUUAAAAAUGCUCAUGACAAGCCGUAUUUUACUCACUUAAUGCAUAUAAAAACUGUAUGCAAGAAUACAAUUCAGUUAUCUCGACUAUAAAAAUCAAUUUUUGCUCAAAGGUAGAGGUGGAUUGCUCAGUUUUUAGGUGAUGAAAAUGUUGUAUAUUAGUACUAAUUGACUACUUUCUGGUUUUGUGUUUUUCCUGUUCUUUUUAGAACCAGACGCUGGGUACAUGAACAGUAUCAAGCGCGUUGGAUCAACGGCCUUGGUCCCGGUUCUAAGCAACGACAGCACCAAAAAUAAACAGUUUAGCCUCGAAAAUGACUCCUUUUUCAUGGCAUUUGUCUCCCUUCCGGAGCAGGUCACUAUAGCGCCAUCCUCAAUCCCGGGAGUUCAACUCGGAGUAUUCAGUACGUGUUGGAUCAAAGAGGGCACACAGAUGGGGCCAUACACGGGGAGGAUUGUUAAAAUUGAAGAACUCAGCUCCGACGUUGAUAACAGCCUCAUGUGGGAGGUAGGUAACUUCCACAAAUAACAUCAUGAUUCUCGAGUCUUAUCUUGUUUUGAAAUUACGUUAUGCAAGAUGCUGGCUAAACCUUAUCGCGUAAAAAAUCAGAAAGCGCCGUAAGAAAUACAGCCUAAGUCUGCAGGGAAUCGGAAUCAUAAUCAGUUAAGGACUGAAUCCGCUUUAUUAGAUUUCUUUUUCUUAAGUUAAGUCUUCUUAUUCACCAGUCUUUGAAGAAAUUCAAAAUAAAUGACUUUCAGCAAGUAAAAUGCUAAUAUAAGCUUGAUAUGCAAAGCUUGAUAUGGUUUCCUGAUGAAUUAAGAUUAACAUGUCUUAACUGUCGAAGAAUAAUGUAGAAGAAUUAAUUUGGUUUGGUUCACUUCUCAGCCGUAGAUUUUUUGUUACUAUUUACGUGCGUGAUUUCCUUUGCCUCUAACCAGAUAACUCUUGGUUACUAUACUGUGAAAAUAUGGUUUAGAUAAUUAAUAAACUUGUCUUCAACCGGAGAAAAUCCAAACACCGUAAAAACUCUCGUCUAUAAUGUGCAACGGGGAAUAAAAGCUGGUAGUUUCGAAAAACUGAUAAUCCCGGUGCAAAGCACCAACGAAAAAACUAAAGAGGGAGUGCUUAAGAGAAACGAAGUUAACAUAUAAGCUGAUAAAUAUCCACAAAAGUAAAGUGCCCAUGAUUCUGACUAUGUUUGAGUUGUACACAUGAUAUUUGAGGACCUCUUUGAUCGAUUCACAACACAUUGAAUUCUUUUGGCGUAGACAUUAUCAAAGAUGGGUACCCAGGCACGUAACUGUAACAUUUCUAUUUUCUGCGGCGUCAUGCAAGCAAGUCGUUUGAUUUACGAAACCUCACAGCAGAUAAAUGAGUUGGCCGGCUGAGUCUGAAUAUUUACCACGCAAAAUGCGAGUUGAAUGGCGGUAUUUUGAUGCUGCAUCGCCGUAAUCGAUUGAAUAAUUUACCUGCGCGCACUUUUUAGGUUCUUAACGAAGACGGUUCAGUGAGCCAUUUUCUCGAUGCCAAAGACGAAAACCCGCGCAACUGGAUGGGCUUUGUUAACUGCGCAAGGAACGAACAGGAACAGAACUUAGACGUGUUUCAGUACGGAGGAAACAUUUACUACCGCGCUGUCAAAGAUAUCCCACCUGAUCAAGAACUGUUGGUUUGGUAUGGCGGCACGUAUGUUCAGUUCCUUGGCAUACCUGGUAUAGCGCCUGUAAACGACUUUGUCCGAAGAAAGCGAAGAGGACCCGAGGACGAUGAACUUCCAGGUUUGUAUUGCAUGAUAAUGUAACAUUGAAAAUUAAGUUUCUAAGCUUCCCAGGGCAGCGAAGGUUAAGAAUGUAGAAAUAUUAUUGAGCAGUGGAAAGAAUACCUAAAAAAAGAGCUAAUAUUUAAACUUGCACGUUUUCAUCCACUAAAUAGAAAGUUAAAAGUACAAUAACAUUUGGAACCAAACUACAACUAAGAAGUAUAUUAAAAGAUAAAUGGCAGUACAAUGUAGUGUUAUAAUAUGAAACCCUUAUAUCGUAUGUUAGAGAUUCUCCGUUCAACUAAAUCGCAUUCGCAAUCUAAAUCUUAUUAGGGGGUAUUUCUGAAAGAUAUCGACGAGGGAAAACAUCACUGUAUCAGGCCAACCUGGUCAGUAUAAAAAAAUGCGCGUUCUGAAAAUUUUGUUGUUAAAAAUCUAUUCUAGCGGUACGCGUUUCGAAUUAGAUUCUCUGAAUACUUUAACAAUUAUGAUAUUUGGCAAUAUCCUACUCUGUAAACCUAAAAAGUGAAGUUACGCACGUUUUUCAUAGAAUGCUUGUUACAGCUUUGCAUAAUAUACAUGUUUCUGAGGAAAAAAGUCUUACAUUGCAAUGAUCUCGAAUAGAGUUUCGGUAACCACACUCACAUUACUGUUACAAGUCACAAACUAUCGAUGCUACAAAUCAACUCGAUCUUAAACAUUGCACGCCAAAAUGGGUUAAUAUUCAGGUUGUUCGUGCUGCUGAAUUUGUUAAAUUUACAAGCCAACUUAACUCAGUCCACAGGAACUGCAAAAACAAACCCUUUUUAUUUCAGUCUGUUUGUUUCAAAUGACUCUUUUGCUUGUGACGCGCGCAAUACGAUGAUUAUAAAACCUUUCCUAGCUAUUACUGAAAUGUAGAUCUUACAUUCGCUUAUGUCAACUGCCCAGGUAUACUUUGAGUAUUUGCGAAAUUUAAUAACAUGGUUUGCCAGUCAGUACUUAUGCAGUUAUGCGAGCAGCGAAAAGCCUUGCUGAGCCAUCAAAUUUGUUUUAUUUUUCUUCGCCGGAACUGAAUUCAUUUCUGCACGGUAAUAUUUUAGCCGCAGCUUUAUUACAUCCAUUAGUACAGCGCUUUUAUUGAAAUGUUUCUUCUGAGUGUUAUAUGGCUAUAUUACCAAAUAAUCAAAUAAUAUUGUGUCAGCUAGAGAAAAAAACAUGCCAGACCUUUCUUUAAUUCUUUAAAUCGCGUGUAUCAAGAAGACCUUUCAUUUUACUAACUAGAAAACUCGACUGGUAAAACAAACCGAAUUUAACUGCGUUCUUAAUAAUUAGAAAAGAGGGUACGUUUUUGUCGAAUUUGCAUUUCCAAAAGCAUGGACCGGGAGUUAAUGAAUCCGAUAAACAUUAAAAAUAUGGUGACGGCGGCCCUUCGCUCUAGAUUAGUUCGUGUGAGGUAGUAAACCUUGCCUCAAAGACAAUCUGUCAUUUUACAAAUUUCAAAUUACGAAACAAGUACGUAGACGCCUAGUGUUUUCUUAAUUAUGAUUUCAUCUGUGGGGUGUAAGCUCUUUGGAGGCGUUAAAUUAAGGACGAAAAACCGUGAAGCCGUGGACUGAAGAACAAUACUCAGAGUUGUUUAAGUCGGUUAAAAUUGUUGUAGUAUACAGCGUUUUUUUUUUCUUUCAACGUCUUCAAAUGCGUUUUUAGCACUUGUUCUGUGCGCAAAUUUUUGCUGUCUUCCUGUAAAUUAAUUUCGCUGGUUUUGAAGCCACAAAAACAAACGAUUCACUGAGAUAAAUGCGGUAAUUAUUAGUUAGUUAAGCCUCGAGCUAACAUCAACUCGCUGAUGCCUUCUGAUGUACGCCUAAUGGCAAUUCGCAAAUUACAAUUUCAGUUUUGGUUUCUUUCCUUGUUUCUUACACCCACUCGAGCCCUUGCAGCUUGUAAGUAAUAAUGAUUAAUACAUAAUGUUUCCGGUAGAAAAACUCAAAACGUCUCCGUUGUAAACUUAGAUCGAAUUCACUUGGCAUGUUAUCAUAAAUUCUUAAUUUGGAAAUAACCUUUAAAAGAAAAAAAAGCAUAAAACCAAUAAAAGAAGACGACUGCGAAAAUGGGCGAGAUAUAGCUAAAGUAUGAACCAGAGUCGUUUGCUCUAAGAUUGUUAUUUCUCCUGAUAGCCAAAGUAAAUUUACUCAUGACGUUUAUUUUAAAGAAAUAGAAAAUAGAUUGUGUUACUAGUGCUCCAGGACAGAGAAGAGAGUACAGGGUUAAGACAGCUGUAUUUCGAUUAAUUUAGUAGGCUUUCAAGAAAAAUCAAUUAGUACGCUAGGGUAUAAAAUUAAUAAUGGAUUAACUAUAAUGAUUUGUAAACGAUUCCAAUUCGGCAUGUUUAAAAGUGUUCAAUUAAAGGGAAGUUUAUUUAAACGAAGUGGUUUAAUAAAAAGAGCCUUAGCAAACAGAAAGGAGGAGUCUCUGUAUAGUAUUAAAAACGACCUUUCGCCUGCUCGACGCCACUUUUUUAUGGGUAAAAAGCCAGAUUUUCUCACUAAAGUACCCUUCUUGCAAACCGUAAUAAAGAUUUUAACUUGUAAGCAAAUUAAACUGGAGAAGCGAAAAGAGAAAAAUCGAUUGUGAACACUGACUCGCAUUGUUAAUUAUGCUUCACUCAAGACUAGGCUUUCUCUUUCUUUUCUUGUUUUUGGCGCUAAUGAAAGAAAACAGGUGAUUUCUGCUAUAUCUGUAAAUCAGUUCCUUUGUAUUAAGAUAACAUCAUACUAGUUUUGUUGAAAUUCUAUCUUGCUUGAAUGGCUUGCUACUCGAAAAAAUGAACGUGAUGGCGGAAUACCCAUUGUGAAGCCAGUAUUUUUAGCCUUAAGCCCUGUCGAGGUUUUCUUGCUCCAAAUGUUCUUCGUUUUUCUUACAUCAAUUUAUUGUAACAAAUCACACCAAAAUGGGUCAAGAUUUGGUAAAUCGGGGCUCUUUUAAUCAUGCUUGACGUACUUCUCUGUUUAAUUUGGUUUUAAUUCAUUAGGUUUCGAGAUUUUUUUCUACCACCAAUAAACAAUACCUUGGCAACUUUUACUUAUUUCAUUUAACUCAAGAUUUAGCGGCUCUCACUCGAAAGUGUGUCCUUUAAUUAUUUUCUGCUGUGUAUAUGCCUUUUAAUUACAUCAGUAUUUCUUGAAUCUCGGAAUAAAUGCGGUGGGUCCGAGCCACAGUUAAUUAGGAGUUCUAAAUUGGUUUUAUUGAGUUCGUCACCUGGUUUCGAAAGACAGCUUUUUUCUUUUUUUCUUUUUCUUUCUUCUUCGCGCUUAAUUGUAAAGAAGUGUUUGCGAUAAAUGCACGUAUCACAUAACAUGAAUCAACAAUGUCAUUUCUUUUUUCUCGGCGAAGCUUUUGCGUUAAUCGAAAACCAUUCAAUCGCGCCCCAGGUUAUGAGAUAAAUCUAAGUUUGCUUGCUAAAACACUUCUUUCGGUUCCAAGUAAAAAAAAAAAGCCACGCCCGACCUUAUCAACUGGAAAACGUUUUACUUCGGGGCGACAACAAUGUCAUAAUCAAGGCGAGGUAUAUUAACUGAUGCUCAAAUCUGCCACGGUUAGCUACAAUAGGGAAGCAGGUCAAACAAAAACAGCGGCAGUGUGCGAUUUUUUUUGGUCGAAAAGAAGUGAAAUGAACUUUUUUGAAUUUACCUGGUUUAAAUGCAAAAUCAAUAAACAAAUAAUAUUCCACAAUGCGGUUAAAUAACGCACUGGAAGUUGAAAGAAAUUCAGUUUCUUUUAAUUUUCGCUUCUGUACUAUGCUUUAUUCCAUCAUUACAUCGCUAACAAAAGCGCGUGCCAUCAGAAUUCUUUUCAACUCAAUCAAAAUUUUUACUUCAAAUGAAACAGGUCUACAUUACUCAGAUUGCAGCGCACAUAAUUGAAACCUUAUUGCACUUAAAUAAGAAUAACAUGCGAAAAUAAUUCAGUGUGCACACAGGAAUCGUUUGCUGUGCAAGGCUGUACAAUUUUUCGUGAAUGGUCGCCGUUUUGCGUGAGACCGAACUUUCUAGCUUGUUUAACAAAGCGGAAAAUUGCAUAAGGAUAGUUGCGAUUUUUUUGGUCCUCAAUUUUUAAAAUAAAUUCUUUUUGCUGCCUCACUGAUACUGAUUAAACACAAUGUAUUUAAUAUUUCAACAUUUCGGUUUAAUUACUGAUAAAUCCUUAUUCACCUUGAAUAGGAAGGUGGGGGAUAAUUCGAAAAAUAGACUUCAAAAUCUUUAUGGCCAUAGCUACCAGAACAUUAACAAUGCUUCACAAAAACUUCGCAGUGAGAAUAACAAUUUAACAGUUGCUAAAAAUGUAAUAGAUAUAUCUUCUCAGCGGCAUGAUAAAGUUUUUUUUUUUUCGCUCAAUUGUACGAAGUACGUAUUAACAAUACUAAGUUGAAUGUCGCAUACUUGUUCGUCUUCUUUUUUGUCAUCAAAUCGGUAUUCUAUUUUUUAAAGAAAUAAUGUUUUGAUUUUCUAUAUGAAGAGGAUUUAGUUAUUUCAAUUUCGAUUUCACACUGUUCGUAAAACGCUUUGUAUAAUUUCCAGCUCAGCGUGAAAUAUUUAUCUUGGAACUGAACUACUGGGACCACUUUCCACAUUUCCUGCGCCCUAUUGUACGUUUGAAAACAGGAAAUAGUGUCCAACCGGGCUAUGAAUUGCAGGCGAUUUUGUGGGAAUAUUAAUUCUAGCGAAAUGCCUCGUUGUUUGUUAUUGAAAAAAACUACAAGUUGACUAAUCUUCUGUGUUCUUAUUCUGUUUAUAGCAGAAGACCAAAUGUACAAAUUUAACCCCGAACGAGUUAAAAACAACGUUGUACCUGGCAGACUUAAAUGUACGCUUUGCAGACGAGGCUUCAACUCUCGUAGUAAUUUGCGUUCACACAUGCGCAUACACACGCUUGAAAAACCGUUCCAGUGCAAGUACUGCAAGAAGUCGUUUUCUCAGUCAUCAACGCUUCGGAACCACACCAGGCUCCACACGGGGGAAAAGCCUUACAAGUGCAAAGUGUGUCACUUCGCCUACUCGCAACUAGCAGGACUACGAGCUCAUCAGAAGUCGGCGAGGCAUCGGCCAUUGCACGAGGCAGCGAAGGCAGCCGCCCAGCAGUCGAAAAGCCUCCACGAUGAAACAGCUCUCAGUGAACUUUCACCAGACUCUCCUGAUUUAGAAAGCAUCUCGCAAUAGUUACUUUUUACUUAUAAAAAAAAUAAUAACUAUUACAACAUAAGAAAUAAAUAUGUAUGAUAAAAAGCGUCCAUUGAAUCACCGUUUCAUAGUUUUCCUUCGGAACGCAAAUUACUCUCAAUUGAUCCGGAUCAUCUUUAUUAACCAAUAGUGU